GAGUCGAUCGUGUUAAUUAGAAGAUAUUAGAGAGAGGCAGGCCCAGGGACAGGAUGGGUAUAUUUUAGUGGUUAGUGGUGACUGUGAGUAAGCUAGCACCUCAUAAAAUUAAAGGGCUUUUGAGACUUGAGAAUGUUGAAGAUAAAAGAGUGGUGCGCGUUAUCCGGCCAGAGAGUGAGAGAAAGAGAAUGAAUAUAGCUCUUUUCUCGGUUCCAUCUUCUCUCCCUCUUCCUAUUCAGCCUCAUGCCCGAUUGAACAAGCAUAAUACCUCAUGUCAAACAAUCUCUUACCAUCUUUCUUCUAAGUCAUUUGUUGCUCUGUGCUCGCCUUCACCGAGUUCUUCUUCUUGUUCUUCUUCAGUGGUUGGGGUUCCUGAUGAAUCUGGAUACGGCACCACACAGAGCGGGGGUUGUAAGGCAUGUGGAAGAGAAGAGAUACAGAAAGGGUGCAACGGUGAAGGAAGGAUGCAGGGUGGGAUUGCCACUGUUCCUGGAUUUGGUUGGUGGCCCAUUAAAGCUUAUAGACCAUGCCCGGGUUUCGUGGCCUCCGGUGGUCGCUAUCGCCGAUACGGACAAAGCAUGGACGAGGUUGCCUUCGGCCGUGGCCCUACCCCCUCUUCCUCUCCCACCGACUCCAACCCGAUAAGCAACAAGAAGCAAGACCCCAAGAAAUCAAAGAGAUAAUAGCCUUCACACUCACUGCAUUGCUCAAUGUGGUUCUGCUUCGGUUGUUUUGCUCUACACUCGUACACUCAUUCACUAUUCCGCAAAUAUAAAUACUCUUACUCUCAUUACAUUAAAUUAUGCCGAUGUAAUGCAACCAUGUAAUACUUCUUUCGGUUUCUAUUAGAGCAAACAUAACUUCAAAAAUCUUAGUAUUAAGCAACGGUUUAUAUGUUUAA
This is a messenger RNA of Arachis duranensis, 901 nucleotides long. RefSeq lists its product as uncharacterized. The transcript has 3 exons. The coding region runs from base 189 to 683 and encodes 164 amino acids. Gene Ontology annotation, cellular component: chloroplast. Lineage: Eukaryota; Viridiplantae; Streptophyta; Magnoliopsida; Fabales; Fabaceae. The record is from RefSeq and is a predicted model, not a curated record.